Molecule: messenger RNA, 4464 nt
Organism: Fundulus heteroclitus (mummichog)
Lineage: Eukaryota; Metazoa; Chordata; Actinopteri; Cyprinodontiformes; Fundulidae
Gene: asb15b
Product: ankyrin repeat and SOCS box containing 15b
Exons: 13
Coding region: 397-2235 (612 amino acids)
Biological process (GO): intracellular signal transduction
Cellular component (GO): cytoplasm
Molecular function (GO): protein binding
Source: RefSeq, a predicted model, not a curated record
AACUAUAUUCGUCUCGUCUGUGAAGCCUCAUUAUAUUUCUGGGCUAAAAACAGUACAAGGAAAAGAGCAGAUCUUCGCAACAAUGGAGCCGUUGUGCUCGCCAUAUUAAGUGUGGCAUCGUUACACAAACUUGUCAUGUGGGUUUCAUCCUCAUGUCACCGAAAUGAUUCGAUUUGAGCGUCGCAGUGUAGCUGUGGGAGAAGAGAGAGAGAGAGAGAGAGAGAGAGAGAGAGAGAGAGAGAGAGAGAGAAUGACAGACAGCACACUCUGGGCCUGGUCAUGUCAUUUGAAGUAGGCCACUUCUAAAAAUAACCCAGACCGCCCAGGAUCCUAGAAAACACGAGCACAGAGGCAAGUUUACUAGAAAACUCAAGGACACUUGCUCAGACUGCAGAAAUGGAUGACCUUGAAGAGGAAGGCAUUAACGACGAGCUGAUUGAGUUUGCCAUCAUGGAGAGCAUUCAAGAUGCCUACAACCUGCGUUGUUCAGUGCCAGCACCCUGGAAACAGCCAAACGCUGAAAACUUGUCAAAGAUAAUGAUGGCUAUAGAAGAAGGUGAUGUAGCUGCACUGCAGGCACUGUCGCGCUGUGUGUCCGCCUUCAGAGAGAGCGACAGCAGGGGCUGGCAGCCUCUGCACGCAGCAGCCGUACAACCAAAGACAGAAAUGCUGCAAGUGGUGCUGCAGGGUAGGAGAGCACACCCGAGUUUGACAGAGGGAUUUAGCUCCAUGUCAGCUCCCUAUAUCUACUCUUUAUUUUCCAUCCUUGCAGUGAUGUUGUCCAUGAACAUGACCCUAGAAGAGCCGACGAAGGACGGGGACACAGCUCUGACCCUGGCAGUGGUGGCUGGCCACGUGGAAAACAUCAAGCUGCUGCUGCACUACGGAGCCUCUCCGCAAAACACAAACGCCAGGAACGAAACUCCUCUGCUCCUCGCAGUGAGACAGAGUUCAUACGACAGUGUUUAUUCCCUCAUCAAGGGCGGGGCCUUUGUGGAACAGCUGUGUCUCACAAAGUGGACAGCAACUCAUGAAGCUGCCAAGUUGGGUUGUCCAGCUAUUCUGAUGCUCCUGCUUCGCCAUGGAGCCACGGUCACUGCCAGAGACGGUCAUGGUGUGACCGCUAUGGGAAUUGCAGCUGAGUACGGCAACACCGCAGCUUUAGAAAUACUCAUACAGCAUGGUGGGGAUGUGAACGCCCAGGCCAGAAACGGGGACACAGUCCUCUAUGAUGCGUCUGGGUCAGGAAACCUGGACUGUGUCAAGCUGCUUCUGCAGCACGGAGCCAACCCAAACGUGGCCAGCUACGCCUGCCAGCUGCCCAUACACAGAGCGGCGUAUGAAGGCCACAUACUAGUCCUGAGAACUCUGAUCGCUGCCACGACGAAGAGAGCCAUCCGUCUCUCAGGCCAGAGCCCUGUCCACUCAGCUGCCGAAGGGGGACAGGCUCAGUGUCUCGAGCUACUCAUCGAGCACGGUUUUGACGUCAACGCCCGGCUAGAUAAACACAUCUCUGAGAACUAUGGCGACCUGAGGAAGACUCCUUUGUACUUCGCUGUUUCCAACGGCGACGUGACCUGCGCUGAGAUGUUGCUGAGGGCCGGAGCGAGAACAGACGUGGACCCUCUGCGGUGCAUCUUGGUUGCCGUGCGGGCUGAGAGGUACGAGUUGGUGAAGCUGCUGCUGUCCUACGGAGCCGAGGUGAACUGCUACUUCCGAGUGAUCAGCGACACGGUGUUCCCCACCGCGCUUCAGUACUGCCUCAGAGACCACGCCAUGUUGCGACUGCUGCUCAACAGCGGCUAUCAGGCUGACAAGUGCUUUCAGUGCUGCCAUGACACAAAUGAAGAUCUGGAUAGUAGCUGGUCUGACCUCCACAGUCAGGCCUACAACUCUUACAGUCAGCCUAAUGUCAUCUCGUUCUGCGAGUUCGUGUCGGUGUCGUGGCUGGCCCACCUGGCAGGUGGCGUUGUCCGGAUUCUUCUGGACUACGUCAGCCACAUCGGCAUCUGCUUCAACCUAAAACGCACCCUGGAGACGACGCCGGAGUGGGAGGAGAUUUCUGCCCUACUGAGCGAGCCGCGCUCCCUGCAGCACUUGUGCCGACUCGUCAUUAGAGGGAGAAUGAACAUCAGGAUGCUGAGCGACCCGGAGGCCAUGGCCGCUUUCACUUUCCCUCCCAGGCUGAUCAGCUACCUGACCUACGGCGAGGACGACUUCUGUGGUGGAGUCUAGUGACGACAAGCUCCCAUCGGACUAGUUAGGAGUUUUGUAUGUGUGCAAUUUAAGCGGUUUUUACAAAAACUGCAAUUUUCUGAAUGUACAUUCUUUAGCACGUUGCAAAACCAGUACAACCGAAAACUGCAUGAGUAGCAAACAAAAUUUGGGUUAUCUGGUGAAUUGGAUCAGACGACUGCAAAGCCAUUAAUUAGAGAAUGCAGUCAGGCCACUAAGCAGACGAAGAAAACUGCAGACAAACAAGAGCAACAGAAUUUGUGGGACAAAUACUUGAUAUAAUAAUGAAUGAGAAAGCUAAAGCACAAAGGUAUUGUUAUUCACAACCAGUAUUUACCUUCUGGCCUUUUCACACAGUAAAUAGAAAUCUGAAAAUGGGGGAUGUAAUAGUAACAUUUUUUAACACCCCCACAGAAAAUUCAGUACAAAUUAAAUGAUAAACAGUAAUAUUUUUUCCCUGUGAAAAUCAAUUUGUUCAAAAUUGAUCAAGAUCACAAAACCCUCAAGAAGCGCAUCUUAAAUUCUAAAAAGUAUCUUUUUAGAUUUCUUUUUAGAAGUUCAACCAUUUUUUAAGCCUCCCUGCUGCAAUUUUUCAUCAAACCUUCCAGUCUCAGAAUAAUCUUUUUGAAUAUUCCUUAAAACAAAAAUAUUUUUUUGACCCAUUAGACCAAAGAAAUGCCUACAAAUGGAUAAAUGUAAUCGAAUAAUACUGAUUCCGCAGGGAGACAGUACUGACCUUAAAGGCUUUAGCUGUCUGUGGUGGUAUGCAUUUUUUGAAAAGGAGUCUCAGUACCAACAUAGGUUCCCCAACAAAGAUUUAGCCUUAUUACUGGUUUAAUCUAGAGGUUCUCCAACAUUAUGAAAAAAAAAUCUUGACUUGGACAUCCCCGAUGCAUGAACCAGAAAUACUUCUGGUUGCUCCGCAUGCUUCAGCCAGGCGUUUUUAACCAAGCUUCUGCCAAAAACCUGAACAGGAAUCCAGAGUCUAUACCGUCCUGUCUUUGAACACAGGUUCUUAGCUUGCUUUAUUAUUUGUUUGCUGGAAAGGACUUUAUAAUUGGUAGAUUAUCAACACGAUGUGCCAGAGUAGGAGUCUGCAACAUUUACGAUUCUAGCAGGUAUUUUACCUUUGCUCCUUCUAAAUUAGUAAAUACAAAAUGCAGUUAUGAAAUGAUGGUUUCAUUAAUUUAGCGGAAAUAGCUAUGCAAACCAACCUGGUGCUAUGUAAACACACACACAAAAAGCAACCUAAUAACUGAUUUUGCCACCCUUGGCAGCACCAACAGCCUUCAGUGAGUCUUGUUCAUCGCUGUGGGGGAAUUUAGGUUGACAUUUCUUUGCAAAAUAGCUUUUUGAGCAUAAACCGCCUAUUUAAAGGUCACACCAAAGCAUUUCCAUCUGGUUAUGUUUUGACCAGGCAACUUUUAAACUUUCCGUCUUUUUUUCAAGCCAUUCUGGGGGGGCGGGGACUAGUUGAUGUGGUUUGGAUCAUUUUGUUGCUGCAGAACUCAAGUGCAUGUGGGUUUGAGGUCACAAAGUGAUAGCGGGAUAUUCUCCAUCUUAGUUUUCGACGAGAGAGCUGAAUUCGUCCUCCUUUUUCCGUUUCUGGAUGUUGGUUCUCACAGUUGUUCCCUGGAGCUUUAGCUAUGGCUUUGUGACCAUUUCUAUGCUGAAGUUUGUCAGAAGCCUCUUAACUUUCCUUGAAUUUCUUUAUUUCCAGUCAUAAUGUUUAGCUUUGUGAAGUCUUUAAGCCUACUUCAUAUUCCCAGACAGGUUAUUUUUUUAGUGUUAUUUAUUUAUCUAUUUAUUCCAAAGGUUAGGUAGAAAUCAGGUCCAUGUUUGGCUUGUAAAACUGAACCAGAACAUGCGACUGAUCACAGUUACUUACUUUAUACCAUGGGGCCGCGUAGGUGGGUGGCUUUGUUCACUUGAUAAUUUGAAAUCUGCACUAAAUAUUUCCUCUAGUUAUCUUUGAUUCCAAAAUGUGUUUCAUGGUCUGAAACAUUUAAGUAUGACAUAGAAGCAAAAGCGAAAUAAAUCAGCUAGGGGGGCAACCAUUUUUCCACAUCACUGUACGUAUAACAGUGUCAUCCCAUAUAAGCCACUGCUUCCCAUGUUUGCUUUGUGAAAUGUUUAUUAUGUAUGCUUACGGCUGCUGAGAAAGCUCAUUGCUGAACCUGUAUACCUUUGUAAGUUUACUUCCAAAUUAAAACUGAAUUAAAAAUUUAA